Molecule: messenger RNA, 2580 nt
Organism: Closterium sp. Naga37s-1
Lineage: Eukaryota; Viridiplantae; Streptophyta; Zygnematophyceae; Desmidiales; Closteriaceae
Source: the annotation of a GenBank genome assembly
AUGGAAACUGCUUGGGCAACACGGUAUAUGCUGGUGAUCCAUCUCACCAAAAUCUCGACUCCACCCGCUCCCGCUGUUCAGGAUAUGGGGCGAGCACGGGCAGCGAGCGCUGGAGCAGGCGCGCGUGUGCCUGCUGACAGCAGGACCCACAGGCACGGAGGCGCUGAAGAACCUGGUGCUGGGAGGGAUAGGAGGGAGUGUGCGUUCAUCCACCUAAGCCAUGCCUUGUCUUGUUUUGCCAUUUACAGGAUAUGGGGCGAGCACGGGCAGAGGGCGUUGGAGCAGGCGCGCGUGUGUCUGCUGACAGCAGGGCCGACGGGCACGGAAGCUUUAAAGAACCUGGUGCUGGGAGGGAUAGGCUCCUUCACCGUCGUGGAUGGCGCCACUGUGGAGGCCCACGAUCUGGGGAACAACUACUUCCGUGAGUCCUGGCGGUUCGCAUGGGUGGUGAGUGGUGGAGAUGAUACUUGGAUCGCACCCACCUGGGCACUGGACCGCACCCACCUGGGCAAAUCGCGAGCGCAGGCGGUGACAGCGCUGCUGCAGGAGCUGAACGAGAGUGUGGCGGCGAGGUUCGUGGAGGAGAGCCCUGCCACGCUCAUUCAAGACAACGCCACGUUCUUCAGCGAGUUCACCCUCGUCAUCGCCACCCAGCUGCCGGAGUCAGUGCUACUGCAGCUGGACUCGGUGUGUCGGCAGCACGGCUGUCAGCUCAUAGUGGCACGCUCCUAUGGGCUCAUGGGUCUCAUCCGCAUCUCCUCUCCGGAGCACUGUGUGGUGGAGGCGAAGCCAGACAACACAGUGGACGACCUGAUACGCAUCCCGUCCAUAGCAAGAGAAGUCGCUCUUUUUGUUGUUUUGACCUGUUCAGCAUAUUCUCCCCCCUCACUCCCAGCCUGCCGUCAUCUGCGGCAGGGCGCGAAUGGGUUCGAUUUGGGCAUGGAGGAACCCAUGCUGCACAUGCAUCUGCCCUUCAUCCUUCCUACCCCGAUCAAGGACAUGUUUGCAGAGGGGUUUGAUCUGGGUAUGGAGGAUGCGAUGCUGCACAGCCACAUCCCAUACGCUGUUGUCCUGCUGCACGCUUAUUCUUCCCACCCCCCCCCUUCCCUCCGCCUCCCCUUCCGUAUAAUCUCAGAGGGGUUUGAUCUGGGUAUGGAGGAUGCGAUGCUGCACAGCCACAUCACAUACGCUCUUGUCCUGCUGCACGCUUAUUCUUCCCACCCCCCCCCUUCCCUCCGCCUCCCCUUCCGUAUAAUCUCAGAGGGGUUUGAUCUGGGUAUGGAGGAUGCGAUGCUGCACAGCCACAUCCCAUACGCCGUCAUCCUGCUGCAGGCAGCGCAGCAGUGGCAGCAGGGGGGAGGGAGAGGGGAGGCCGGGGAAGCAGGGGCAGGAGGAUCAGGAGGAGGGGAAGAGGCGGCGCCGGUGGCGAUGCAAGCGGAUGGGGAGGGGCAGGGAGGGGCGGACGAGCCGCGAGCACUGCCUCGUAGCGCCAAGGAGCGAUCAGAGUUCAAGGUAGGGAGGGGGGAGGAGGUGGGGGAAGAGGGGCGUGGAGGAGUGACUCCAGUGCCUCAUGCGUUGAUCGCAGCACACCAGAGGCACAUGGACGAGGAUAACUUCAAGGAGGCCCCUCGCAAGUGCAUUCUGAGUCAACACAAAACACGCCUCCACACUUACGCUCCCUCGCAACCCCACACCCCACACGCACAGGCGUUGAUAGCAGCGCACCAGAGGCACAUGGACGAGGAUAACUUCAAGGAGGCCCUCGCUGCUGCGUACAAAGUGUGGUCGCCUCCCCCCAUAGGCUCGGAGCUGCAGGCCAUGUUCACCGAUGCAGCCAUGCAGCUCUCACACGCCUCCUCUGACUUCUGGGUGCUAGCUGCUGCGCUCAAGCUGUUUGUGGAGAAGGAGGGGGAAGGGGACCUCCCUGUUGAUGGCGCCAUACCCGACAUGCACUCCCUCACAGAUUUCUACGUGGCACUUCAGAGAAUCUACCUCAGCAAGGCGGAUGCUGACGUGGCAGCGGUGCAGCGCCACGUCAGCGACCUACUGAAGAGCAUAGGCAGGGACCCCGCCUCCAUUCCCCUCGCUACAGUCAAGCUCUUCUGCAAGAACGCGCGGAACCUGAGGGUGGUUCGCUUCAAGCCUUUGAGUGAGGAGUUUGGAGCAGGGGCGCCAGCUUGCAUUCCAACUCUGCAGCGGCUCAUGUCAUCUCCAGAUGGCAGCCAUGCAGCCCUGUAUGUGCUCCUGAGAGGCGCCGACCACUUCUAUUCCCAGUUCCACCGCUACCCCGGCUCUUUCCCCGGUGACGUGGACGAUGAUGACGUGGCACGGCUCAAGAGUCUGGCAGGCACUAUUGUCAGUGGAGGUGGCAGCCCCAGCCAGUCACCGUCGAUUCCGGACGAUCUGACGGCUGAGAUGUGCCGGUUUGGUGCCAGUGAGCUGCACUGUGUUGCUGCUGUGAUUGGAGGGGUGGCAAGCCAAGAAGCAAUCAAGCUUAUUACCAAGCAGUUCGUUCCUGUCUCGGGCACAUUGAUUUACAACGGGAUUUCUCAAUCGUCUUCAGUUAUCAACUUCAGUUAG